AGCUGAGGGGGGGUUGCGGGCCCGGACGUCUGGGUCCCCUGCGGGGGGGGCAGCAGGUGCACCCAGCCGUUUGCCGGGCUCAGCCCCGCUCACACUCCCCGCCUAGCCCUGGCACGCCCGUGUGCCCCGCUCCGCCCCCAGCCCCGGGGGUCUCACUGCAGACCACCCCCCGGACUCGGCCCAGUAGGCAGGGGGAGGGUGGCGGGCAAGGGACUUUCCAGCUCGGCCGCCGCUUCUGGUCACCGGUGCCGUGCGGGGGGAGGCGGAGCCGGAGGUGAGGGCUGCAGCACCGAGCCCGGGGCACUCACAGCUGCCCCUCCCCUUGUGCAAUUCACGCGCGUGUGCCCCGGCUGCACUGCUGUCCUCGGCGCUGCCUCGUACCGCGGGACGGGAGGGGAGGGGGGGGGGCGUUAAUGAUUCCUCUCCCCGCCCCAGGAAAUCCCCGCCCGGGACAGGGGCGAAGUCCCCCUCUCGGGCCCUUUCCCCCACACCCGCCGGCGGCCCCGAUCCCGGCGCUGGGGCAGGAGCCGGAGCAGGCUCCGACGGCCCGGGCGCCCGGGCUCCCUCCCAGCUGCUGCGGCCGCGCCCGGGGGGGGUCCCCGGCCCCGCCCCGGGGCGGGGAGUGCGGGAAGCGGCGGCCGGGGCGGGGCGGGGGCGGCUCCGAAAGUCCCCGGGGUUCAGCUGAGCCGGCGGGGAAGUCCCGCGGCUUCUUCCUCAGCGCCGGGGGGGGAUGCGCCGGCAGCCGGAGAGGCCAGGCGUCCGAGCGGGGGCCGCCAGCCCCGUCCCGCCGCCCGCCUGCACGGACCCGCCCCCGGCGCGGGCUGAACAACCCCGGCGUCCGGCCGCGGGAGGGACCCGGCUGCGGCCCCCGGCUGAGGAGCCCAGGCGUGCGGCUGCAGACCCGCGCCCGCCCCCCGCCUGCAGCUGAAGGACCCCGGCGUGCGGCUGCGGGCCCCGGCCCGGGACGGGCCGAUGGCGGCGGAGGAACUGCCCGUGGACCUGCGGACGUGGCGGCGGGAGGCGCCCCCCCGCGCCCCCCCGGCGCCCCCCGCCCGCCAGCCCGAGACCUGCCUGCCCCUGCGCAAGCGCCGCUACCCGGGCCGGGACCGGGACCCCCCCGAGCCCCCGAGCGCCGCUGCCGGGAGCCCCCCCAGGCCGCAGGCGCAGCCGGAGCCGGAGCCCCCCGCGCCGGGGCCUUGCGGGGGCUGCUGCGGGCCCGGCUUGGCCCUGCGCUAUCCGCGCCUGUCGCCCGCCUGCUGCUACCCAGGCCUGGGCGGUGCGUUCCCGGCGGACCUGGCCGCCUGCCUGUCCCCCCCCGCGCUGCUGGGCUUCGCCCCCCCGCUGCCGGUGCCGCUGCCGGUGCCGCUGGCGCUGGCCCUGCCGGGCGCGGCCGAGGCGCAGCUGGCGGCGGACGUCGCGGCGGCCACGCGCCAGGACGAGGACGGAGACACGGCGCUGCACAUCGCGGUGGCUCAAGGGAACGUGGCGGCCGCGCGGCGCCUGGUGGCGCUCUUCCUGCGGGGGGGCCGCGAGCUCGACGUCUACAACCACCUGCGCCAGACGCCGCUGCACGUGGCCGCCAUCACGGGCCAGGCCGCGCUCGUGCGGCUCCUGUUGGCCCACGGGGCCUCGGCGCGCGCCCGGGACCGGCAGGGCCGCAGCGCCGCGCACUUGUGCUGCGAGCACGGGGCCGCGCGCUGCCUGCGCGACCUGCUGCUGGGCGCGCGCCCGCCGCCCGACCUCGAGGCGCGCGACUACGAGGGGCUGACGGCGCUGCACGUGGCGGUGGCGGCGCGGGACCAGGAGGCCGCCCGGCUGCUGUUGGAGCAUGGGGCUGACGCAGACGCUGCGGACAUCAAGAGCGGGCGGUCGCCGCUGCUGCAUGCGGUGGAGAACAAUGACUUGGCCAUGGCUGAGCUGCUGCUGCAGCAGGGGGCAAGUGUGAACGCGCAGUCGUACGCGGGGUGCACGGCGCUGCACGUGGCGAGCGGCCGGGGGCUGCUGGACGCGCUGCGGCUGCUGUUGCGCUCGGGUGCUGACGGCGGCCUCAAGAACUGCCACAACGACACCGCCCUGGCUGUGGCCAAGAACCGCCGGGUCAUUGACAUCCUGCGGGGUAAGGCCUCGCGCCCGCCCCCCACCUCCGAGAGAGCAGGGGAUGGGGCCUCGCCAGUGCCCAGCACCACCGGCAGCACCUCCCCUGGCCUCAGCCCCACCGGUCUCUCCAGCUCCCCCCUGCUGGCCCCCAGCCCCCCCCAGACGCCGGGGGCCCAUCAAGCGGCUACACCCAAUCAGAGAGCAGAGGGUGCGGAAGGGACCAAUGGAGCGUCAACACCAGGCCUCACCCACCAUGCGGUGAAGCGGGAGAGCAGCCCCAUCUUGUCCCCUGUGGAGCAGCCAAUGGGCUGUCAGCUCCCCCUGCCCUUGGCUAAUGGACGGCUGGACCACAACCUGGAUGCUCCGGCCAAUCACUUUGCACCGUUGCUUCCUGCCGCUUUCCACAGGCCAAUUGUUUUGCUGGGCUCUGGACCACUGCCCAAUCACGUGCCUCCAAGGGAUGCUGGCAGCCCGCCCCCUGGGGCAGGGCCAGGGCCAAGGCUUCGCACCCCUGAUGCAGUGGGUGGGGGGGGCAGCUGACGCUGGGAGCCCUGGGGGUUGUGGCCCCAUGACCCCAGCCCAGGGGCCGUGAUCCGGUGACCCCUCCCUGGGGCCAGUAGCAUGGGGGGUGACCACCGACCCAUGGGGAACCCAGGCAUCCGGCCCCCACCCCAGUCAGGACUGUGGGACCCCACUGUCCGCCUCCCCUGCCAACACUGUGGGACCCAGGCAUUGGGGGUGGUGGGGUUAUGACCCCCAUGGCAUGUAGCAGGGGUGGGGGCAUCUGAGCCUAGCCCCCCCCAGUCUGGGGCACCCCCAGUGGGGUGGGAAAGGGGUGCUGCUCCUGCAGGUAUUUAGGGCCUGGCUGGAGAUGAUGGGGGGGGUCCCCUGCACUGAGCCCCCCCACCCCCCCAGGCACAGCAUUAACCCCUCCAGUGCCAGGCUGCACCCCACACAGCCUGGUCUGCCUGGGGGGGCAUCUGCUUCCCCUGCCCCCCCAGGUGGCAGCAUCAAAUACUUGAAUGGGGGGUUCCAGGGGGGGUAACUUAUUGUGAGGGGGGAGAGGGGGUGUGCUG
Messenger RNA from Alligator mississippiensis (American alligator), 3173 nucleotides. RefSeq names its product BCL3 transcription coactivator (gene BCL3). The record is from RefSeq and is a predicted model, not a curated record. The transcript is spliced from 9 exons. Bases 973 to 2637 code for a protein of 554 amino acids. Gene Ontology annotation, molecular function: protein binding. NCBI's taxonomy places the organism in Eukaryota, Metazoa, Chordata, Crocodylia, Alligatoridae.